GCCAGCGCUGGGGAAAGCGACGCGCUGGAGCUACGUAUGAAAUGCAUGGCACCUUCAGGAGACAGCCAGCGUUGUCUGUUCCGGAACCAGAGCUCGAGUAAGUUAUUCGCAUUCAGCAUCGGACGUGAUUGUUUUUCCGGGACUGUAAAAAGACAACGCUGCUUUCACAUAUAAGCCCGAGGUUUGGAAAACAAACGGAGAAGACAGCGUAGAAGUUUGCCAGCUUUGUCCACAUCACCAUUACCGUCAUGGAAAUGUAGCCUCGUCCUAAACGAGGAUGGUUUGGGGGUAGUUGUAUGGAGUCUGAGCUGGAAGUGGGAGCAGUUUUCGGAAGGACAAAGGCGGGAGAGGUAGUUGAGAAACUUUCCCUUGUUCCCCGUGGAAGAGCACGGCGGUGACUGGGCCGGAUUGUUGGAGGUCUUUACGCACAGUCUGCGCCAACACAUUUCACAAUCCAAGAUGCGCCCGUGGAGCACGUCGUGCGGAUGUAACCGCGGAGGGGGAACAGACAAGUCCGGACUGAUGCGUUUGCUUUUCCUGCUCGCCGUCGCGCUGUCCUGUCACGGCUGUCCGGACAGAUGCUUGUGCUUCUCACAAACGGUGAAAUGCCAAAACCAGGACUUGGACGCGAUUCCGCAUUCUUUACCGACCAAUACCAAAUUCCUGUUCGUCACAGGAAACAACAUUCCCCGAAUCAGUGUGGACUCUUUCCCAACCCUCCUGGAGCAGCUAACAGAUCUCUAUCUCAGCGGGAAUGAGAUGGAGUUUGUGGAGGCACAGGUAUUUGAUAACUUGCCAAACCUUGUGCGGCUGGACCUGAGCAACAACAACAUCCAGAAUUUCAGUGAAAGAGCUUUCCCUCAUAAUAACACAGUGCAGGUCCUGAACCUCAGUAGGUCUUUUCACAAUCAUUCCACUGCAGAUGAGGUGCUGAGCUUCCUGCAGAGUGGAAACCUCCACCAGCUGAAAGUCCUGGACCUGUCCAACAAUGACCUUAUGAUUCCUCCAGACGACAUGUUCGCCAGCCUCUCCAACCUGGUCAACCUCAGCCUGCAGAACAGCUCCAUCAUCUCCAUUCAGAAUGGGACGCUUAAGGCGCCACCACUGCGUGACCUUGACCUGAGGGACAACAGCCUGAGGGAUCUGCCCACCGCCGCCCUGGCAGAGUUCAGCCUCAAGCCUGGCCUCCGCAUCAGGCUGGCGGGGAACCCCUGGCGCUGUGACUGCUCCAUCGAGGAUAUGCUGCUGUGGCUGAAAAACUCCACUCAGAUCGUUGACGUGCAGAACCUGACCUGUGCGGACCCCGACGGCCUGAGACGCCAGCCGCUCCUGCAGGUAAAGCAGUCACAGCUGAAGUGUUCAGGUGACAUGGAGGGUGUGCUGGAGACUUCUUAUGUUUUCCUGGGGCUGGUGCUGGCCCUGAUUGGUGUCAUAUUCCUGCUGGUGCUCUACCUGAACAGAAAAGGCAUCAAACGGUGGAUGUACAACAUCCGUGAUGCUUGUAGGGACCACAUGGAGGGGUACCAUUACAGGUACGAGAUAAACUCUGACCCGCGUUUGGCCAACCUGAGCAUCAACUCGGAUGUGUGAGAGAAGACGGGACACUGCCUGAGACCCCACAGUGAGAUUUUAAAUGACUUUUUAAAUGACUUAUACUGUUAAGAUUUGCAUGAAAGUCUUCCUCCCCUUGCCGUUUUUUCCAACAAUGCUAUUUAGAUUUGACACCUGUCAAAUCCUUAUUAACCCCUCGCACAACCUCCAUUCAGCCACUGCCGCAUGUCCGAUACAAGUACCUGGCAGCUGUGAUGUCAGCUGCAUUUAUUCCAUAUAACUUUGCAUGGACAAUGAAUCAUGGCGAAGCUGGAGAGUUGCAAAGAGUGAUAUGUUCUAUUUUUACUUUUCCUAAAGGAUAAACGGAUGGAGUACAUUGACUUUUAAGUGAAAGAAUAUCUGUCAAAAACACAUACUGCCGCUCAUUGCAUCCUUCUCAUUAUGCCUCUGCUGCAGAGAAAUACUGUACUGCUUGUUUAUGAGUUUCUUCUUUUUAAUAUGUGAAUUUGUGAUAUACAGUAUGCCCUUUUUGAAUGAUUAUAGUGCACAUGGCAUAGUUUUUGGAUUUAGUAGGUGGAUGUAAUUGCUCUUUUUUCUGUGAAGAUAUUCAGCUAAAUAAAAUGCCUCUGGAUCGCUG
Molecule: messenger RNA, 2188 nt
Organism: Chelmon rostratus (copperband butterflyfish)
Lineage: Eukaryota; Metazoa; Chordata; Actinopteri; Chaetodontiformes; Chaetodontidae
Gene: tpbg
Product: trophoblast glycoprotein b
Exons: 1
Coding region: 460-1590 (376 amino acids)
Biological process (GO): negative regulation of canonical Wnt signaling pathway
Cellular component (GO): plasma membrane
Molecular function (GO): protein binding
Source: RefSeq, a predicted model, not a curated record